Messenger RNA from Trachymyrmex septentrionalis, 824 nucleotides. Its product is annotated as odorant receptor Or2-like. The record is from RefSeq and is a predicted model, not a curated record. Lineage: Eukaryota; Metazoa; Arthropoda; Insecta; Hymenoptera; Formicidae. Bases 1 to 807 code for a protein of 268 amino acids. Gene Ontology annotation, biological process: detection of chemical stimulus involved in sensory perception of smell; sensory perception of smell. Gene Ontology annotation, molecular function: odorant binding; olfactory receptor activity. Gene Ontology annotation, cellular component: plasma membrane. The transcript is spliced from 5 exons.
AUGUUCACAAUAAUCACCAUAUGCUGCGAAAUACUGAAUGAGUCAGCCGUCUUUUUCGCCACGGUCGCUCAAUUCCGGUACUUUAUUAGCACUCGAACCUUGCCGUUGUCCGACUGGGUGCCCUAUGAUAUCUCGUCAACGACCGCUUUCUGGGCUACUAUAUUACAUCAAACUAUCGGAUUAAUUAUAUGUGCGAACGCCAGCGUCGCCCACGAAACUCUCAUAUCUGGUUUUAUGAUUCAAACCUGCGCCCAGCUAGAUAUACUCUGCUAUCGCGCUCGUAUGUUGCCGAGUUCGCUACGAGAAGCCCAGAAAUGCAGCAUCUCGAAGGAAGACUUCAAGGCGCGAGAACAACGACUAAUUCGCGAGCUCGUUCAUCAUCAUCGCUUCGUAUAUAGAUUUGCUGAACGCAUUAAUGCAGUGUUCACGCUAAUGAUUUCCGUACAAUUCACCAUAAGCUCGACAGUGCUCUGUCUUAGCAUCUACAAAAUGUUGACGAAGAAUUUGCUGAGCCUUGAAUUUGCAUGGAGCUCGUCGUAUCUUGGUUGUAUGCUUAUGCAGAUUUAUUUGUACUGCUGGUUCGGUAACGAAGUAACAUUGAAGAGCACUGAAAUCGGAAAUGCUAUUUAUGAGAUGGAAUGGCCGAUGCUUCCUGUUGAUUUAAUGAAGAUUCUUUUAUUAAUAAUUACGCGAUCUAAGAGACCAAUUAAGAUAACUAGUGGAUACAUGAUUACUUUGUCCAACGAUUCAUUUAUGAAGAUCAUCAAAAUAUCUUAUUCAGCGUACAACGUCCUGCAAGGAUCUUAGUACGAAUAAAAGCUAUC